AAUAAUGCUUUGGCGAUCUUUCAGAGGAAAGCAUUGCACGUUUUUUGAUGGUUUUUGCUCCUUCUUCCUGUCCGUCCAGAUGUCCCUCCCUUGCCCAGCUGGAUUCAGCUGUCCUGCACUGUCAGUGGCACCCAGUACACCAGGGGCUGCAGGCUGGCCAGAUCUCAGCAGUGAAGCAGGGUCAGCCCUGGCAAGGAGAGCCGGGGGGUUUCUGUCCUGCAGGCUGUGGGAAAUCACCCGAAAGGAGCGCGUUUCACCCCCUCAUCAAGUGGUGGAGUGCUCGGUAGAAACAAGCGUGUCCGACCCAGAGCCACGGGCUAUUAUGGAAAAAGAAAACAACCUGUGUGUUUAGGGUCUUUCUUACGCUGCCCUUCUGCCCCACGGCUUUUCAACUUCACAACAACCCUUUGAGGUGGGCUCGGCCGCGAGAGCAGAGCUCCUCUCGGGAGUCCGGCGGCUUGCUUUGCCUGCGACCGGCGCGUUCCGAGCAGGCUGCCGGAGGGGGGGGGGAAUCUCCCGACCGGGAGCCGCCCUCCACUGCCCGCCGCUCCAGCAGAGCCGGGGCGAGUGCCAGCGAGGCUGAGCCAAGAGGAAAGGAAAAGCGCUGCUGCCGCUGCCAAGUCGGGCCAGAAUGCAGUGGGCCGUGCCCAGGCUGGCAGGGGCUGGCACUUCCACUCCUCAUGCCCGAAGAUGCCGCCUGCCUGUCCCCCUGCGAGGCUGGCUGGCUCUGGGACCGCAGUUCUGGCUUCGCCCACCCAUCCUCGCCUCUUCCGCAGAGCAGCCAGGCCAGAGGGGAUCCCGCUGGCUCCGGCCGGCAACCCACAGCCUCUGGAGACGGUGCCCCAGCCGGAGGCCGACCCUCCAGCUCACCCCUCCGGGAUAAUCCAAACAACCUCAAUCUCCCGUCUGCCUUUGGACUGCCUCCCAAAAGGACUCUCCAUCUGGGAAGCCCUGCAGAGGGCGGAGGGGAGAAAGUGCAGGGGGAGCCAGGCGGGGCUGCUGCCUCCCCCGAAGGAUUGGUGUGUCCGGACUGUCGCAAGGCCUACCACGGCUUCUCGGGCCCACCCCAGCACAGACAGCUGCAUUGCAAGCUGCAUUCGGCAGCCAGGAAAUGCUUCAACUGCAAGUACUGCGAGAAGGAGUACGCCAGCCUGGGGGCCCUCAAGAUGCACCUCCGCACCCACACGCUGCCCUGCGUCUGCCGCAUCUGCAGCAAGGCCUUCUCCCGGCCCUGGCUGCUCCAGGGGCACAUCCGCACACACACAGGCGAGAAGCCCUACUCCUGCUCCCACUGCAGCCGAGCUUUUGCGGACCGCUCCAACCUCCGCGCCCACCUGCAGACUCAUUCGGAUGUGAAGAAAUACCAGUGUCACGUGUGCUCCAAGACAUUUUCCCGCAUGUCCCUGCUGAUGCGGCAUAAGGAGGCGGGGUGCUGCCCUCCCACCCACCAGGGCUUUGAGCAGGACUAGCCGAAAAACUGGCCGUCCAGGAAACGACGGAGAAGACACGAAGUGCAGAAGCCAGAGGUUCCUUAUAACAUUCAGCCUCUGUCACAAAUUGCCUUGAAGAAUGGCUGCACUCAGUCGGGUCAAGGCCGGGAUGCUCUCGGGUCAAGUGAUGGAGGGGUGUCAGCUGCCUCCUGCAAGGAAGCUGGCUAAGAGACUGGUUUUGGGGUGCUGUGUGGUUUCCGGGCUGUGUGGCCG
Molecule: messenger RNA, 1703 nt
Organism: Sphaerodactylus townsendi
Lineage: Eukaryota; Metazoa; Chordata; Lepidosauria; Squamata; Sphaerodactylidae
Gene: SNAI3
Product: snail family transcriptional repressor 3
Exons: 3
Coding region: 681-1469 (262 amino acids)
Biological process (GO): regulation of DNA-templated transcription
Molecular function (GO): RNA polymerase II cis-regulatory region sequence-specific DNA binding; DNA-binding transcription factor activity, RNA polymerase II-specific
Source: RefSeq, a predicted model, not a curated record